AUGUAUUUUCUGUUACUCCAUGGAAGAAGGUCUCUUGAGUUACAGAAAUGGCGUAAUCUGAGAGUCUCAAUCCGAAAUUCAUUUCCUUUCUCCACCAUUCCCUUCUCUUCUACUGUGAGCCCUACUAAAGAUGGUCGAAAAGGACAGAUUUUCACUUUCUGUUACCUCAUUGAUUCGUUAGGUUUAACUCCAAAACUCGCUGAAUCAAUCUCAAAGAAAGUCAGUUUCGGGGAGAAGAGAAAUCCUGAUUCAGUUCUGAAACUUCUCAGAAGCUAUGGCUUCAGAGAUUCUCAAAUCUCCAGCAUCGUUACGGCUUAUCCACGAUUGCUUGUAGUAGACGCUGAGAAAUCUCUUGCUCCCAAGCUUCAGUUUCUGCAGUCAAUGAAAGGAGCUUCAUUGACUGAAACCGUCUCAAAAGUUCCUAAAAUCUUGGGAACCAAAGGAGGUAAAAGUCUCAGUGUAUACUAUGAUUUCGUCAAAGAGAUAACCAAAGCGGAUAAAGUUUCAAAGUUUGAAACUUUAUGUCAUUCAUUGCCACAGAGUAUGCAGGAGAACAAGAUCAGAAAUGUGUCUGCUUUGAGAGAACUCGGCGUGCCUCAGAGGCUGUUACUUCCAUUGCUCAUCUCCGAUCGGAAACUUGUCUGUGGAGAAGGAAAGUUUAAAGAAUCACUCAAGAAGGUUGUUGAGAUGGGUUUUGAUCCGAGCUCGUCAAAGUUUGUGGAAGCGUUGAGUGCUGUUCAAGGAUUGAGCGAGAAAGCGAUUGAAGAGAAGGUUAAAGUCUAUAAAAGGUUAGGCUUUUCGGUUGGAGAAGUAUGGGAAAUGUUCAAGAAGUGUCCUGUCUCUAUGAGGCUAUCAGAGAAGAAGAUAACUCAAAAGUUUGAAUCUUUGAAGGUUUUUGGAUUGCUUGAAGAAGACGAGAUAGUUUCAGUGUGUAAGAAAUCUCCGGAAUGUGUUUUCGGUGCUUCAGAGGUGAAGAUAAUCAACUCCAUUGCAACAUAUAGAGACCUCGGAUUCAGAAAAGACGAGUUUAAGACGAUGUUGAAGAGCCAUCCUCAGUGCAUUGGGUAUAGUGAAGAGACGGUGAAGAAGAAGACUAAGUUUCUUGUGAAGAAGAAGAACAAGUUUAUGGUGGGGAAGAUGAAAUGGUCAGUAAAGGCUGUGGCUUUGCAUCCUCAGGUGCUUGGAUACAGCAUGGAGAAGAGGAUUGUGCCGAGGUGUAAUGUUAUGAAAGCUCUCAUGUCCAAAGGAUUGCUCGGAGACAGAAAAAGCAAAUUACCUGAAAAAGAAUCUGUCUUGGUGUGUAAUGAUGAAGAGUUUUUGAAGAGGUUUGUGAGGAAUCAUGAUGAUAAGGAGCUUGUGGCUGAGUUAAUGGCUAUCUUCACUAAAGAUCAUGCCUCAUAG
Molecule: messenger RNA, 1401 nt
Organism: Microthlaspi erraticum
Lineage: Eukaryota; Viridiplantae; Streptophyta; Magnoliopsida; Brassicales; Brassicaceae
Source: the annotation of a GenBank genome assembly